CUCUCUCUCCCUCCCUAUCUCUAUCUUUCUCUCUCUCUCUUUCCUCCUCCUCCUCCUCCUCCUCCCCCUCCCCUUCCGCGAGGCUGCGGGUCAGCGCGAGCCCACUGCGGCGAAACCGUCGUCGGCAACAACCACAGUAAUAAUAAUAAUAAUAAAAAGGAGGGGCGGCGGCGGCGGCGGCGGCUCUUGAGGCAGCGCUUGCGAAGGGACCGAGGAGCGUGAGGGAAAAGAGGCGGAGGAGGAGGAGGAGGAAGGAGGAGAGAAGAGGAGGAGGAAGACGACGACGACGAGGAGAAGAAGGCCGGCACUCGGCGGUGGAUUCGGCUGCGGGGAGGCUCUCGACAACCCGCCACCAUGCAGCAACGCCAGGCAGGUCCAACACCAGUACCAGGCAGGUCCGGCACCAGCAAGCAGCCGCACCAUUCUUCUGGAAAUGAGGCAAGCUACCCACUGGAAAUGUGCUCACAUUUUGAUGCAGAUGAGAUCAAACGAUUGGGAAAGAGGUUUAAAAAGCUUGAUUUAGAUAAUUCUGGUUCUCUGAGUGUGGAAGAGUUCAUGUCUUUGCCUGAGUUACAACAGAAUCCACUGGUACAACGAGUAAUAGAUAUAUUCGAUACAGAUGGGAAUGGAGAGGUAGACUUCAAAGAAUUUAUAGAAGGAGUCUCUCAGUUCAGUGUCAAAGGUGACAAGGAACAGAAGUUGAGGUUUGCUUUCCGUAUCUAUGACAUGGACAAAGAUGGCUAUAUCUCCAACGGGGAGCUCUUCCAGGUUCUGAAGAUGAUGGUUGGGAACAAUCUCAAAGAUACCCAGUUGCAGCAAAUUGUAGACAAAACCAUAAUAAAUGCAGAUAAAGAUGGUGAUGGAAGAAUAUCCUUUGAGGAAUUCUGUGCUGUUGUAGGAGGCCUAGAUAUCCACAAAAAGAUGGUGGUAGAUGUGUGACUCUUUAGGACACCACCCAACACUUUUGCUUUCUUCUCCAUCUCUGAAGAUCUGCUCAAGACGUCCAGCAACGCUCUCUGUGUAUUUAAAUGGAAGUAUUUUUCUCUGUGAAGCCACAUUUUCCAACAUGAGCCUCAUGAAGCCAACUAAGUGUUAUUGAACUUUUAUUCUCUCAAUAACUCAAGUGUAGCACUUUAAAGUCUGAAGGACAGCAAGAUGGGAAGAGCAUAUCAGUGUGGUGGAGAAAGGGAAGGGGGUUGGCUUUUUAAUUUAUUUUUCUCAUCUUUUAUAACAAGAAAAUAUCUAUCUAUAUAUAUGUGUGUAUUUAUAUAUAGAUAUAUAUGUAGCUUUCUAUAUGUAGUAGUUAAGUGGGCUUUAAUUUAAUAUACUUGAUUCAGAAACAAAAAUAGAGUACAAAGUGCCAAGCAGAACAUUAACACUUCAAUAUAUGGAUAUACAUCUUUACUUUUAUGUCACACAGUUUUAUAUAUAUAUAGUAGAAGAAUGUAAAGUUUUAAAUGGUUGUUAGGUCAACUCUUUCCUUUUUCCUGUGACUAUUUCAAAUAUUUAUAUAUUGACUGGCAGAGAAAGCAUUGUUUCCUGUUAAUUUCCCUAAUUACAUUUUUGUAAGACAGGAAACUGAAGUUUGUUUAUAUACCUGUUGAUAUAUUACCAGGGACUGCAUCUUUGCUCGAUAGCUCUCAGUACAGUUCUACUUAUUAGGAUGAGAAAAUGUAAUUUAAUGUUAAUGCCAAGAACUAGUCCUUGUGUGCAAAUAGGAUUUAAAAGAUGCUUAUGGCCAUUUCAUCCCUUCACUUACUAAAUGGAUGCAGUUGUACAUAAUAUACCCUUAGUAAGCAUCAGCUGUGAUCCAUUAAGUCUAGAUAGAACAGUUGAAAGUAUUUGCAUUUGUUUCUCAGCACUUAGCUUAAUUAAGAAUUUAGGAUUAACAAGACAAUUGUAUAGCGUUCCCAUUGCACAGUGAGACUAUAAAACCUUUCUUGCCAUUAAGUUAUGUCCCAACCAUAUAGAUUCUUUUAUGCAUUUAAUGUAGUAGUUCCAAGUUGCAUAAAUAAACUGGUAAUAUUUUAUAUAUGUGUAUAUAGGAUUAUUACGGAUAUUACGGGGGAAACAUUAACCAAUGCCAUAGGGAAGGAGGAAAGCUUCACUUUAUCUAAAUUUAUACCUCUUGUUCUUCUCCAGCAUUUGGAGAGGGUUUUUCUUUCUCUAGAUUUGUCCAUAUCAUGACUUGUAAUGGAUAGUAACUUUAUAUGUGUGAUAUAAAAGUAGCGAGCCAUGUUCUACAACUUUAUAUCAUCCCUUUCCUUUUCUGCAAUGGUACUAUUGGCUAGAAGAAAAA
Podarcis raffonei (Aeolian wall lizard) is the source of this 2299-nucleotide messenger RNA. RefSeq names its product protein phosphatase 3 regulatory subunit B, alpha (gene PPP3R1). Gene Ontology annotation, molecular function: calcium-dependent protein serine/threonine phosphatase regulator activity; calcium ion binding. The record is from RefSeq and is a predicted model, not a curated record. The transcript is spliced from 7 exons. NCBI's taxonomy places the organism in Eukaryota, Metazoa, Chordata, Lepidosauria, Squamata, Lacertidae. The coding region runs from base 355 to 939 and encodes 194 amino acids.